Molecule: messenger RNA, 1476 nt
Organism: Haliotis rubra (blacklip abalone)
Lineage: Eukaryota; Metazoa; Mollusca; Gastropoda; Lepetellida; Haliotidae
Product: putative ankyrin repeat protein RF_0381
Exons: 1
Coding region: 16-1473 (485 amino acids)
Molecular function (GO): protein binding
Source: RefSeq, a predicted model, not a curated record
UUGAGUAAAUUUGUAAUGGAAAGUAAUCAUCAUCUGGUACAAGUUGUUGUAAAUUCGAUUCCAUCGCCUGAAAAAUUCAAAGACACAAUACAGGAAUGUUUGCCUUGUGCAAUUUAUGUUGGAAGUAACAAUUUUGUCAAAUGGCUUCUUGAUCAUGGUGCUGAGUCAAACGAGAAUUGUUUUAUAGCUCUAUUCAUGAAUUCUAGCCAGAGUCUUAAGAACGACCUCGUUGAUAGAAUCUUUAACGGUUUUAUUACUGCUUACGUGAGGGAAAAAAGACUACGCUACAGUCCAGAAUUAGGAAAAGGAUGUGCAAUUGGUCAAAACAUGGCAGAAAUCUUACUGUAUGCAGUACACAUGGGAAACACACACAUAGUCCAGUUGACAGUGCACAUGUUAAAACACAAGGACGACAACCUCAAUGUAAUCUCAGAGAUAUUAUCAUGGCUCUGUGAUAAGAUGCAAACACAUCAUCCCAAACUCACUGUGUUUAGCAGCAGGGAAUGUUUAAAAGAAAUGAUUCAAAUACUACUUGCAACUGGAUGUAAACUUCAUUGUCAACAUCUCCUUUUGUCAGCCUCAGCUCACUCAGAUGCCACAGUUCUGAAUCUUUUACUGAAUCUUGAGACAGACAUUUUGCAGACGAGGAAUUACGUCGAUGCCAACAAGUACUCCACCAAAUACGCAACACCUCAAGAACAGGCAGCAGCUUAUGGUAGCACUGAGUCCUUGGAUAUAUUGAUGAAAUAUUCCCAAGAUAUAAGCCAGCGUUUUAGGGUUGCUGCCGCAAACACCUUCUUGCUACACAGGGCAGCACAACAUGGAAACGAUAAAUGUGCAGAUUUCUUAUUAGGGAAAGGUUUUCAGGUAGAUUUGAAAGACAAUGAUGGCAAUACCCCAUUACAUUUGGCUGUUCAGAACAGUCACCUUGAAUGUGUGAAAAUACUUCUGCAGCAUAAGGCACCUGUUAACCUGGAAAACCGUGAAGGACUCGUACCUUUGUCAGUCAUUGAAAACGUGAAUCGUGAAAUAGUGAAAGCUUUAGUUGUGGCAGAAAGUAUCUUAAAUCAAAUGGAUGGAAAGGGUAGAACAAUUCUUCACAAGGCUGUCCUAUGUAAUGAUUUGGAGACCGUAAAAUUCCUUUGCAGCAAAGAAGCUGAUGUGAAUAUUCUUUCACAAUGCGGUUCACAAACUAGAAGUGUUGUUCACCUAGCCUGUGAGUAUGCUGACAUAGAAGUACUGGAGCUCUUGUGCAACUCAGGAGCACAGAUUGAAGCAGUAGACGCUGACAAGAGACCAAUUGUUCACAUGGCAGCAUGCUCUCGUGUUGAUGCUUUAGAGAAACUCACAUUUCUCAUUGAUGUCAAAAGCAUCUUCCUGAUGCAGAAGACAAGGAUGGCAGAACAGCGAUAUUUUCAGCAAUCGACACUCAUGCCGAUACUUAUGGAGUUGAAAUAUUGGAAUUCCUACUGAAGA